This is a messenger RNA of Drosophila elegans, 1827 nucleotides long. RefSeq lists its product as uncharacterized. The transcript is spliced from 2 exons. The record is from RefSeq and is a predicted model, not a curated record. Lineage: Eukaryota; Metazoa; Arthropoda; Insecta; Diptera; Drosophilidae. Bases 1 to 1827 code for a protein of 608 amino acids.
AUGGCGGUGCUUGAAGCGCUUUUCCUGCUGCUUGUGCUGGACAAAUCCGCAAAUUGGAUUCAACUGGAUGGACUUCUGGCGGAACCCAUCAGGGAUUUGCCUCAGCUGAAUCUUUGGCUGCGGAUGGGUAAACAAAACCAGGAUGAGGCAAAUCCCUAUGUCCAGUGGUUCCUGCAUCAAUCGCAGAAGCCCUUGAGCAUCCACACGUACGAGGAAAAUCAGGAUUGGAGGUACGAUCCCUUUGGGCGGGAUAAUCUGGUAUUGGUGAUGAGUUUGGGCCAACUUAUAUCGAAUCGUGGAGCAGCUGCACCCAACCAGAAGGCUGGUGUUUUCUUCUAUAUCCUGGCAGAUCAAGUCGAGGACUUAUCCAGCGAGGAACAACUUGAUUUGGAGGCCAGCUGCCGCCAGUUGUGGAUGCUGCACAAAAUCUACAAACGCUUCUUUCUCACCAGCAAGGGUAUUUGGAUCUAUGAUCCAUUCAAGCGUCGCGAUUCCGCCUUCGGUCGUUUGGUGCGAUAUCUUGGCUCCGAGUCCCUGGACAAACUACUCUUCCACGACAUGGAUGGCUAUCCCUUGCGGAUUCAGAUGUUCAAGUCCGUGUACACUCGGCCGGAAAUCGAUAAGAGUACGGGCCUGCUGACAAGUGUCACUGGCGUGGACUUUCUGGUGGCCAAAAUGCUCAGGGACCGACUCAAUUUCACCAUGCUGCUACAGCAGCCAGAUAAAAAUUAUUUCGGAGAACGCAAUACAAAUGGCAGCUAUAAUGGCGCCAUAGGAUCGAUCAUCAACGAUGGCCUGGACAUUUGUCUGACGGGAUUCUUUGUGAAGGACUAUCUGGUGCAGCAGUACAUGGACUUCACAGUUGCCGUCUACGACGAUGAGCUGUGCAUCUAUGUGCCGAAGGCUAGGCGUAUACCCCAAUCGAUAUUACCCAUUUUCGCCGUUGGCUACGACAUUUGGUUGGGUUUCAUUCUGACCGCCUUUGCCUGUGCUCUGAUUUGGCUAACAUUUCGGGUGAUCAACCUGAAACUGAGGAUAGUCAGGGUGGGCAAUCAGCAUCUUUGGGGCCAGGCAUUGGGCAUAGUGGUGGACACUUGGGUGGUUUGGGUUCGGGUCAACUUGAGCCACCUGCCAGCGAGCUAUGCGGAGCGGAUGUUCAUCGGGUCGCUCUGCUUGGUGAGUGUGAUAUUUGGCGCCAUUUUCGAGUCCAGUUUGGCCACCGUUUACAUACAUCCGCUGUACUACAAGGACAUCAAUACCAUGCAGGAGCUGGAUGACAGUGGCCUGAAGGUGGUCUACAAAUACUCCUCGAUGGCGGAUGACCUGUUCUUUAGCGAAACAUCGCCAUUAUUCGCGAGUCUCAAUAAUAAACUCACCUGGAACCGAGAUCUUCGGGCGGAUGUCAUCGAUGAGGUGGCCAAGUACAGGAGCAAGGCUGGCGUCUCCAGAUAUACCUCCUUGGUCCUCGAAUCCUCGCGAUUCACAUUGCUUCGCCAGAUUUGGGUUGUGCCGGAGUGUCCCAAGUAUUAUACCAUCUCUUAUGUAAUGCCGCGCGAUUCACCCUGGGAAGAUGCCGUGAAUGCUCUUCUGUUAAGGGCGCUCAGCGUGGGAUUCAUUGUUAAAUGGAUCAAGGACGAGCAAUCCAAGGUGGACAUUAAGAUGCGACUGAGCAUCCUUGAGGCCAAUGCCGAGUCUGAUCUGGUCAGAGUCCUCACUAUUGAAGAUCUUCAGUUGGCCUUUUAUGUGGUCAUUGGGGGAAAUUUGUUGGCCUUUCUGGGUUUUUUUUUGGAGCACUUUUGGCGAAAGUUACCAAAAUCAAGAAAAUAA